AUAAAACACCAAUUCACAACACACUUGAAAACUCGACGAGUCGCGACUCGCACUCGCAAUCACCCACAAGAAAACAUGGCAGCUUCGCACUCUCCAAAGCUCGGCGCUCGAUCCCGCCCAGGCAUGCAAGGUUCCGGCGAUGCUGAUCGCGAAUCCAACAUCAGCAAGCGACGCGUGUUUGAGAUGGAGAAGGAGAUGCUUACCGGAACGGGAUCCGUUCGACGCGGUGCGCAACUUAUCCACACAUGCAGGUUCCGGCGAUGCUGCGCACAAUCUCAACAUCAGCAUCCGACGCAUGUCGGAGAGGAAAGAGCAGAUGCAUACCAGACUGGCACUUGUGUGAUGCUGCCACAGCUGCACUGAGUGUCGCGGUGGCACUGUGAUUCGAAACGUAUCAGCAGAUUGAAAGCAAGGCGGACUCGGGGAGGCGAAGACUCACCCGGGCCAAGGUGUUGUCGAUGAACAAGCCGAUGACUGCGGCGACGAUGGCCAUGUUCGAGAUGUUCGGGAUGAUGUUCAUG
This is a messenger RNA of Zymoseptoria tritici IPO323, 521 nucleotides long. RefSeq lists its product as uncharacterized. The transcript is spliced from 2 exons. The record is from RefSeq and is a predicted model, not a curated record. Lineage: Eukaryota; Fungi; Ascomycota; Dothideomycetes; Mycosphaerellales; Mycosphaerellaceae. Bases 76 to 363 code for a protein of 95 amino acids.